AUGUCAGACGAUCCAACACGGCAACCCGCAAGCGCGGAAAAGGCCUUUACAGCAGACCAGUGGAAGGGCGCCGAAGCCACCCACGCAGUCAAACCCGAGAACGCCAAUGUCUACGCCGCCGCAGCAUCACAGCAUACCGCCGGUGGCUCGGCUGCCGACGUCACAAUCACCGACGCUGCAAGAUCAAUCAAGAUCGAGGACUUUGCUGCUCUGCCCAAGAAGCCUUGUGUGAGGGACUCGCUGCUCACUGGAAUCACCGCUGGCUUUGUGGUAGGCAGUACGAGGGCCAUCUGGAGGGCACCAAUCCAAUCGGCCACCAACUGGGCAGUCGGCACUUUCGUCAUCGGCUCCGCAGGCAUGUACCAAUACUGCCAGUACAAGCGUCUGGCAGAAAAGGAAGGCAUGACACGCGCCAUGGAGAUCAUCGACCGCAAGCAAGUCGAACGCAAGCAAAAGGAAGCCCGUCUGGAGAGAGCGAGAGAGUUGCGCCGUCAAAAGAAGGAAGAAGAGGAUGCUCAGAAGUUUGCAGACUUGAACUCUGGCAAUGCUACACCAGGCGCAACCGAGACCAAGUCCUCUUCGUGGAAGCUCUGGUAG
Aureobasidium uvarum is the source of this 597-nucleotide messenger RNA. The record is from the annotation of a GenBank genome assembly. Lineage: Eukaryota; Fungi; Ascomycota; Dothideomycetes; Dothideales; Saccotheciaceae.